Molecule: messenger RNA, 1803 nt
Organism: Amaranthus tricolor (Joseph's coat)
Lineage: Eukaryota; Viridiplantae; Streptophyta; Magnoliopsida; Caryophyllales; Amaranthaceae
Product: aspartate aminotransferase, cytoplasmic
Exons: 12
Coding region: 202-1560 (452 amino acids)
Biological process (GO): amino acid metabolic process; biosynthetic process
Cellular component (GO): mitochondrion
Molecular function (GO): L-aspartate:2-oxoglutarate transaminase activity; pyridoxal phosphate binding
Source: RefSeq, a predicted model, not a curated record
CCUCGAAAAACGUUCCAAAUUCCACUUGUCACCUAACCAUAUUUUGGGCACCAUUUUCUAAAUCCCCAAUUCGUCAUUGUACAUAACAACCUCUUCUCCCAAAUACACUCCAAAAACGUUAUCACCUCUUCAAUUAAAAUCCAUAUACAACCCAAUUGUUAAUAAUUGUUAAACAAAAUUAAUUUGAUAGAUUUCAGGAUUAUGGAGCAUAAAUUGGAUACUACUUCAGAUGCAGCAAGCCGAAGAUUGAUCACUCUAGCAAGACAUUUAGAGGUUUCGAAAUUGGAAAGUAGUGAAAAUAAGGGAUUAUAUCCAUCAAUUACUUCUGUGUUUGAUGGGAAUUCUGAUUCUGUUUUUGCCCAUGUUGUUAAAGCCCCAGAAGAUCCUAUUCUUGGGGUAACUGUUGCAUACAACAAAGAUCCUAGUCCUGUAAAGUUGAAUCUUGGUGUUGGUGCAUACCGAACUGAAGAUGGUAAACCGUUGGUGUUGAAUGUGGUGAGACGAGCAGAGCAACAACUCAUCAAUGAUAGGUCUCGAGUUAAAGAAUACCUCCCUAUUACUGGGCUUGCCGAAUUCAAUAAACUGAGUGCUAAACUAAUGUUUGGUGCAGACAGCCCUGCUAUUAAAGAGAAUCGGGUCACUACUGUCCAGUGUUUAUCUGGUACAGGCUCGUUGAGGGUGGGUGGUGAAUUUUUAGUGAGACAUCAUCACGAGAGGACAAUAUAUAUACCCCAACCAACAUGGGGUAACCACCCAAAGAUAUUUUCACUGGCUGGCUUAUCCGUCAAGACUUACCGUUAUUAUGAUCCAGAUACACGUGGCCUAAAUUUCCAAGGCCUUCUCGAAGACCUUGGCUCAGCCCCAUCGGGAGCAGUCGUGCUGCUUCAUGCGUGUGCUCACAAUCCAACUGGCGUGGACCCAACUAUUCAACAAUGGGAAAAGAUUAGGCAAUUGAUGAGAUCAAAGGCGCUCCUACCCUUUUUUGACAGUGCAUAUCAGGGAUUCGCAAGCGGAAGUUUAGACAGAGAUGCACAGGCUGUUAGAAUGUUUGUAGCAGAUGGUGGUGAAUGUCUUCUAGCUCAGAGUUAUGCCAAGAACAUGGGUCUUUAUGGGGAGCGUGUUGGCGCUUUAAGCAUCGUCUGCAAGACAGCCGAUGUGGCAAACCGAGUUGAGAGUCAACUCAAAUUAGUAACAAGGCCCAUGUUCUCGAAUCCUCCCAUUCAUGGUGCAUCCAUUGUGGCGAUUAUUCUCCGUGACAGGAGCCUGUUUGACGAGUGGACAGCUGAGUUGAAGGCAAUGGCUGAUCGUAUAAUUAGCAUGAGACAGAAAUUAUUUGAUGCUUUGCGUUCUCGAGGUACACCAGGUGACUGGAGUCAUAUAAUCAAGCAAAUCGGGAUGUUCACUUUCACAGGAUUAAACAAGGAGCAAGUUGCUUUCAUGACUAAAGAGUACCACAUUUACAUGACAUCCGAUGGACGGAUUAGCAUGGCCGGUCUAAGUUCGAAAACUAUUCCUCAUCUCGCAGAUGCUAUACACGCAGCUGUAACUCGCAUAUCAUAAAUGUCGUUACUUCUUUCUUUACCAAGUGUUGCUUCCAACACAACUCCAGAUAGCUAAGUGCCAGCACUUGAACAAGCCAUAUGUAAUCAACGAACCCAUGUACUACAGUCCAUAUUUAAAGUGUUUCAACUCUUUUGUCAAAUAUAUGUUGAACCCUUCCACAUUUGUCCCAAAAUUGUACAGGAUAUGAAGUGGCUUCUAUAUAUAUAUACACUAUCCUCCGUUUUUAUUUUACCGCUUUGA